Messenger RNA from Micropterus salmoides (largemouth bass), 6822 nucleotides. Its product is annotated as diacylglycerol kinase delta-like. The transcript has 31 exons. Gene Ontology annotation, biological process: intracellular signal transduction; lipid phosphorylation; diacylglycerol metabolic process. NCBI's taxonomy places the organism in Eukaryota, Metazoa, Chordata, Actinopteri, Centrarchiformes, Centrarchidae. The record is from RefSeq and is a predicted model, not a curated record. Gene Ontology annotation, molecular function: ATP-dependent diacylglycerol kinase activity; protein heterodimerization activity; protein homodimerization activity. The coding region runs from base 34 to 3720 and encodes 1228 amino acids.
UCCCCUGGUCCUCAACGGGGGUCUGAUGGCAGGAUGGCGGAGGUAGGGGGACCGGAGUCUGCCGCGGCCCGGUGCCCGGACGAGUCGUCGGACAGCGAGCCGGAGCAGGAGCCCGGAACCCCGCAGAAACUCAUCCGAAAAGUGUCCACGUCCGGCCAGAUCCGCAGCAAGACGGUGCUGAAGGAGGGCAACCUGCUGAAACAAACCAACUCGUUCCAGCGCUGGAAGAGACGAUACUUCAAGCUGAGAGGGAGGACUCUGUACUACGCUCAGACUGCCAAGUCGAUAAUCUUCGACGAGGUGGACCUGACUGACGCCAGCGUGGCCGAGUCCAGCACCAAGAACGUCAACAACAGCUUCACGGUCAUCACCCCCUGCAGGCGUCUGAUUCUGUGUGCUGACAACAGGAAGGAGAUGGAGGAGUGGAUGGCGGCUCUGCGCAGCGUCCAGAACCGACAGAACUAUGAGUCCACCCAGUACAGCAUGGACCACUUCAGCGGGAUGCACAACUGGUACGCCUGCUCUCACGCCAGACCGACGUACUGUAACGUCUGCAGAGAGGCUCUGUCAGGAGUGACAUCACACGGCCUGUCCUGUGAAGUGUGCAAGUUUAAGGCUCAUAAACGCUGCGCCGUUCGAGCCACCAACAACUGUAAGUGGACCACGCUGGCUUCUAUCGGGAAGGACAUCAUCGAGGACGAGGACGGGGUGUCGAUGCCUCAUCAGUGGUUAGAGGGGAACCUACCCGUCUCGGCUAAAUGUAACGUCUGUGACAAGACGUGUGGCAGCGUCCUCCGGCUGCAGGACUGGAGGUGUCUCUGGUGCAAAGCCAUGGUGCACUCAGGCUGUAAGGAGCAGCUGUCCUCUAAGUGUCCUCUGGGUCAGUGUAAAGUGUCCGUCAUCCCGCCGACGGCGCUCAACAGCAUCGACUCUGACGGUUUCUGGAAGGCGUCCUGUCCUCCGUCCUGCACCAGUCCUCUGCUGGUGUUUGUCAACUCUAAGAGCGGAGACAACCAGGGCGUCAAGUUCCUGCGGCGCUUCAAACAGCUGCUGAACCCGGCGCAGGUGUUCGACCUGAUGAACGGGGGACCACACCUGGGUCUGCGUUUGUUCCAGAAGUUUGACACGUUCAGGAUCCUGGUGUGUGGAGGAGACGGCAGCGUCGGCUGGGUUCUGUCCGAGAUAGACGCUCUCACACUGCACAAACAGUGUCAGUUGGGAGUCCUUCCUCUGGGGACGGGCAACGAUCUGGCCCGGGUUCUGGGAUGGGGUUCAGCCUGUGACGACGAUACUCAGCUGCCUCAGAUACUGGAGAAACUGGAGAGAGCCAGCACCAAGAUGUUGGACAGGUGGAGCAUCAUGGUCUAUGAAACCAAGUUUCCACGGCAGCACUCUGCGUCUACCGUCACGGAGGACUGCAGCGACGACUCUGAGGUACAGCAGAUUCAGACUUAUGAGGACUCUGUGGCUGCUCACCUUUCCAAGAUCCUGACCUCAGACCAGCACUCUGUCGUCAUCUCCUCUGCCAAGGUUCUGUGUGAGACGGUGAAGGACUUUGUGGCUCGUGUUGGUAAAGCGUACGAGAAGAACACCGAGAAUUCAGAGGAGUCGGAAGCUAUGGCCAAGAAGUGUGGUGUGUUGAAGGAAAAGCUGGACUCUCUGCUGAAGACGCUGAACGAGGAGUCUCAGGCCUCCACGGUGCACCACCCGGCUCCUCCCCCCACCAUCGCUGAGGAGCAGGAGGAGUCAGAGGGAGUCGUUCUGCCUACUCGUCUUUGUCCUCCUCAUCCUUCCCCUCACGCCCCCUGCUCCCCGCGGACCAACACAUCCUCCUCUGCUGUGGCCGCCAUCUUUAAACCUCGAGAGCAGCUGAUGCUGAGAGCCAACAGUCUGAAGAAGGCCAUCAGACAGAUCAUCGAGCACACAGAGAAAGCUGUGGAUGAGCAGAACGCUCAGACUCAGCAGCAGCUCUUCUCUCUGAGUCGGGCUGAGGAAGAGGAGGGUCUGGUGGAGGAGGAAGAGGAGGAGGACGUGGAGGAGGAUAAAAUGUCUCUACAGUCGUCCUACAGCGCCAAACACCGCAACUCACGCAGAGUCUGUAAGACGCCCUGUGAGAAGCUGAUCAAUAAGGGCAGCCUGUCACUGGGCAGCUCUGCAUCACUUCCUGUCCAGACAGCAAGUAGGGAGAACAUGCCCAUGCUCAACGCAAAGAUCCUCUAUCCAAGUCUCAGAGGGCUCUCAGGUUCCCUCUCCAGCAGUUCUGUCAUCAGUCGACUGUUGGUCAACGCCGACCCGUUCAGCUGUGACCCAGACAACAUGGACUGCUACACUGAGAAAUGUGUCAUGAACAACUACUUUGGAAUCGGACUGGACGCUAAAAUCUCUCUGGACUUCAACAACAAGAGAGACGAACAUCCAGAGAAGUGCAGGAGUCGGACCAAGAACAUGAUGUGGUACGGAGUUCUGGGGACCAAAGAGCUGCUGCACAGAACCUACAAGAACCUGGAACAGAGGGUUCUGCUGGAGUGUGAUGGGCGGCCCAUCCCCCUCCCCAGUCUGCAGGGCAUCGCUGUGCUGAAUAUCCCGAGUUACGCAGGAGGAACCAACUUCUGGGGAGGAACCAAAGAGGACGACACGUUCACAGCUCCGUCCUUUGAUGAUAAGAUCCUGGAGGUGGUGGCCGUGUUCGGCAGCAUGCAGAUGGCCGUGUCCCGAGUCAUCAACCUGCAGCACCACCGCAUAGCUCAGUGUCGGACUGUGAAGAUCACCAUCCUGGGUGAUGAAGGCGUCCCGGUGCAGGUAGACGGGGAGGCGUGGGUCCAACCUCCAGGUUACAUCAAGAUCAUCCACAAGAACCGAACCCAGACGCUCACCAGGGACAGAGCCUUUGAGAGCACCCUGAAGUCGUGGGAGGACAAACAGAAGUGCGAGUUUCCCCGGACUCCCCCCCCACAGCCCCCACAGCCCCCUCUCUCCUCACAGCCAGAGAUUGUCUCUGAGGAAGAGGCGUCGCUCAUCGGCGAGUUCGGUCAGGCAGCAGGGGCUCUCAUACACAGUAUUCGUGAAGUCGCUCAGUCUCACCACAGUCUGGAACAGGAACUUGCUCACGCUGUCAACGCCAGCUCAAAGGCCAUGGAUGUGGUCUACGCAAACUCCAAGAGCUCCGGGUCUCUGAGCUGCAGCGUUGUCCUUCAGAUGGUCAGUAAUGUCAAAGCUUUACUCAGUGAGACGGAGCUGCUGCUGGCUGGAAAGAUGUCCAUGCAGCUGGACCCUCCUCAGCAGGAACAGCUGAAUGCAGCUCUGAGCUCUGUGGCUCAGCAGCUCCGGCAGCUGGCUGAUGUUUCCUGGUUGUGUCCCGUCAUCGACCCCUCAGACCACGAGGGUCCUCUGACAGAUUUCUCAAAACGGAGUCGGAGCGCAAAGUUUCGUCUCGUCCCAAAGUUCAAGAAAGACAAAAACAACAAGAACAAAGAGGCCUGCGCCACUCUCUCUCUGCCAGUUCACCAGUGGGGGACGGAGGAGGUGGGGGCGUGGCUGGACUUUCUCUGUCUCACUGAAUAUAAAGACAUCUUUAUCGGACACGACGUCCGCGGAGCCGAGCUCAUCCACCUGGAGAGGAGGGACCUGAAGGACCUGGGGGUGACGAAGGUGGGUCACAUGAAGCGGAUCCUUCAGGGCAUCAGAGAGCUCAACAGGAACAGCAGCGCCAGCGAGGCGUGACGGCCGCCAGCUUCCCGACCUCCUCCUACCUCUGCUGCCAUUGACCACCUCAACCACCUGACCUCUGACACAACCACAGCCUGUGACAUCACAUCCAAGGCUCACGGCGAUUGGAGCAGGACUCAUUCUGUCUCUGCCGAGCCUUCAGCUCCGCCACCAGGAGAAAGAAACUAAUCAGAUGAUCCACUAGUGCCUUGUCAUCUCACCCCCCAACCAAUCGGUAUCCAGUAUCCAGGGGUGGGGGGUUGGGAUCCAGAGCCAAACAUUAUCUACCUACUGAAGGGCUGCGACAGAGCCAUACACCUGAGGAGACCGGGGAGACAACGUGGCCGCCAGAUUCCUGCGUGUUAUCAGGUCCUUCUGGGCUCUGCUGGUGCGGCGAGGUCACUUCCUGACCCCGUGACCUUCGUAUAUUCACUGAGUCGGGUCUUUUUUAGAGAGUUUUUCAAAAAAGAUGUCCCUGUGAUGUCUGCGUGCAGAAUGAAGGUUUCAGGAGUCUGUACCUGACUAAUCCUGGUCGUCACACCACACCAGUUAGAAACCCGACCUGGGUCCCGUUCUGGACCAGCUGUGAGCCGGAUCUUAGCUUCAGUUGUUGGAUGUGUGGGUCCAGAUUUAAGCCACCGUUAAGCCAGCUCUCCAACCCGGGUCUCAUCUGACCAGCCAAACCAAUCAGAACCUCCUCCGGUCCCUCUCAUGUCGGACCAGAAUCCUGCAGAACCCUUUAAACCUUUAGACGAGUGUCGUUUCAGCAGCUCAGAGACAUUUUUAGAACUAAACUACGUCCCCGAUCUGCCACACAGGAACUCUGUGACACCCGAGGGGGGACGGACGCUUUGAGUCUCUUGCUCGUAGAGAGACACGGACUCAGAGAGUUUUGUACCAGAAUACAUAUUUAUUUCUUCUAUAAAGUCCAGAUGAUAUUCAGAGUUCAAGAGGGGAGCGAGACGAAGACUCUGCAGCGACAGUCGAUGAAGACGAGCUGCGUUUCCUGUCUGAUGUUUUCCUGUUUGUUCAGUGCUGUCUGUCUCUCUGUCUGUGUUGUAUCUGUGUUGUGUAUCAGACCGGUCCGGGCGGUCCCGCUCUGCCCGGCGCCCCAGACCUCAGCCUGAACUCCAGCUGAAACUUUUUGGCCGUUUGAAGACGUCACUUUGGGAUAUUUGUCUUUUCACUUUUAACACGAUGAAUUAGUCAUCUGGAAACCAACCGCAUCGGACCGACAGGAAGAGAAACUGGAUCCGGUGAACCUCCAGAUCCUGCAGCUCGUUCGUUGCUUUAGUCUGUAGAAAACAAACAGCAGCUGGACGUUCAUAUUUAACGUCUUAACAGGAGACAAGUUCUCCUGAUAUCAGUGAAGGUGCUCAGGAGCUGCGUUUACAGGGACCCCGAUGUUCCACUGGUCCGACUAAAAAGCCUCAUGUCCCGUCACACUUUUGAUAAACCGGAAAAUAUUAGUGCCUAAUGAGCAUAGAAACGUUUGAUGGGAUCGUUUCUCUCUCUAUUCUUUAGUUAGGUGACGUGAAGGAGUUCCUGCGGGGACAGGAAACUUCCUGCCUUUCUGUUCCUGAACCUGACCGGCGUUCUGACGCUUUACGCUACCGUAUUGAAAAAUGCUACAGUAGUGCAAAUCGAUAACGCACGCUACACGUGUGUGUUCAGUGUGUUCAUACAGAUAUUUACAUGGUUGUUUAGAUUUCGCUCCCCUCCGCAGUCUGACGGCGUGCCCGCCAGCAGAGAUAGGUCGGCUUCUGUGCGUGCUGCCUUCAGGUGGAUUCCGACAGACAAACUCGAUAUGUUCGUUUUCUUGGAGUCUCGUCUUAUCAGGUCACUUUGUUCAGGUCGUCCAGAUUUCAGAAGUAUCGUCCCUGCAGCUGCAGCUCACCUCUGCGAUGCCCGAGCGUCCUCUAAUGCGGCGCCAAGCGGUGACAGCAAGCCCACUGAUUGAUCCUCUGUGAUGGAUUACUGAUCAGCGAGUGAAGCGAACAGGAAACCAGCAGGAGUUCAGUGUUUACAUGAAGCUAGCGGAUGGACUCGUUAUCAAAGGAUGCCUUAACUCUCCCGUCGAUCACACAUCAGACUAGUCAGUAUUAAUAUCUGAAGAAUCAUUUAAUCAGCCCGCUGAUGUUGUUCAUGCUGUCACUCUGUUUGUUUCAGCUGCUUCAGUGUUUCUGUGUCUGUCGUUCAGUUUCAGUGAGUUUAACUUUAUGUUUCUGUUUGUUUCCAUCUUUUAGUCAUUAAAUAUUCUAACGCUCUCUAAAUACGCUGAGUUUAUUUAGAUGAAGGAGAAAGCAGCAGUGUGAUGUACUACGUGGUUUAACUUCAAGUCCUGAAAGAUGAUUUAUGUUUUGAACUUGUGUACAAGAUAUUUACUUGUACCGCAGACGUGGUCUUGCUCUCAGAAGCUCUGUGUAUCGAGUGCACAUCAUGCAGGUUAAAGGUUGUGCAGACAAGUUAUCGUCUGGUUAACGUGAUGAGCUAAACACACGAUCAGGAUGUCAAACUGAAAACUAUCUUGAUUCAGAUCUGUGUGUUCAGUAUUCAAAGACAAAUGAUUCUCUUGUUCCAUAUCAUGCGCUCACAUGUUCUGAUGUCGUCCAAACACGCUUUGGAUCAAGAUAAGAACCCGUGAGCUCACAGACGAACCAUCCUUUUUAAUGAUAACUUGUAGAAGGUGAAAGUAUCUUGAGGCCUUCGGCUCUGCAACAAGCUGAUAUUUCAGAGAACGCCAGGACCUUCGAAGCUGCCGAGUCUCACCAAUCAGGAGCGUUAGAGACUUUGCUGUAACUGUAGUUUGACAGUUGUAAAGAUUUAAAACGUGCAUCAAUGUAAUUAUUAACAUGCUAAUGUUUGUUAGCUUCCUGCUGCAGUCGGAGCGUAUGAGCGAGUCGGUGCCUUGCUCCAGGUUCGUCCUCUGCUGUUUGUCCGUCUCUCCUCCAUCCUGUGUAUUUAUUGGAUAAUUUAUACAUUAAUCCUGAUACUGUACUGUCAUACCUCUUGUUUGUACAUACGCCCCCUGCAGGGCUGUCAGUGUAAGUGCAUUGUUGUGUGCAGAGAAACAUCUGAACUUCCUGUAAGAAAUAAAGUCUCCACUGUGGAAAAACA